CAUCCUAAAGCUAGUUUUAUCAAGAAAAGUGACAGCGGGACUCAACAUCCGAGCACACCUCUUCUGUUCCUCCUAUUCAGUACUUACCUGGAAGCUGGAUAAAGCUGCAGCGAUCACAUUGUAGCUUUGAGUAGCCACUGUAUUUCUGGUGAAUAUAUUAAUUCCCUCUCCCGUCGAUUAAAUAAUCCGGAAACUUCAACUCAACUGCGGAAGAAAAUGAACGAGAGCGAACUGAACCUUUUUGAUUUUGAGCGACGUUUCGAUGAAACUCGAGCUCUGGAAUGGAUGCAAGAAAACUGGAGCAAGUCAUUCAUAUUUUGUGGCCUGUACGCUGCGCUCGUGUUCGGAGGCCGACACUUCAUGAGGGAAAGGCCGAAGCUAAACCUGCGCCGACCUUUGGCUUUGUGGUCGCUGAGCCUCGCCAUUUUCAGUAUUAUCGGAGCGGUCAGGACUGGAAAAUACAUGCUGCACAUUAUCACGAAGAGCGGCUUCAAACAGUCCGUGUGUGACAAUAGUUUCUACAACGCACCAAUCACCAAGUUCUGGUCCUACGCCUUUGCUAUUAGCAAGGCCCCUGAGCUCGGAGACACAGCGUUCAUCAUCCUGCGAAAGCAGCGCCUCAUCUUCCUGCACUGGUACCACCACAUCACCGUGCUGGUUUACUCCUGGUUCUCCUACAAGGACCUGGUGGCGGGCGGCGGCUGGUUCAUGACCAUGAACUACAUGGUUCACUCCAUCAUGUACACGUACUAUGCGGCCCGGGCAGCUGGACUGCGGGUGCCCCGGCCACUCGCCAUGAUCAUCACUACGGCCCAGAUCCUGCAGAUGGUAAUGGGCCUGGCUGUGCUAGGCUUAGUGUACAUGUGGAUGCAUGAAGUCCACUGUCCCUCCAACAUGGAGAACAUCAUGUGGGGCACAGUCAUAUAUCUCAGCUAUCUGGUGCUGUUUGCUUCCUUCUUUUACAACACCUACCUUAAGGAUCCAUCCAGAGACAAAGGAUCCAAGGCAGAGUAACGUCUUAGAAGUUAGUUUACUCACCGUUUACUGUUUUUCUCACUUUCAUCAGCCUCUGCCUCUUAAAGUAGCGAUACAUUAGUGACAGUACACAGUUAGGAGCAGGAGAAACGCACAGGUCAUUCUGAUAUAAACUCACAAGUGUUUGGAAGUAAAGUAUGAGGAAUGAUUAAGGAAGACGAUAAACAAGCAUUGUGUUAGGGCUCAAUUCAAAACUUUGCCUUGGUGACUCUCCACCAACAUCUGCUGUGAACAUGUAAUGGCCAAAUAUUUGUGAAAUGUGUUCAGCAAAUGUUUGUGGUCAUAUGCUGUAAUAAAAAUGGCCUUAAUGUAACUAAAAACAAAAAAAAAAAGAAAAACUGUGAGAUAGGGAGCAAACGCACUUACAAAUUUUAUGUUCUUUAAGGAAAUGUUCUAUUUUUUUAUUUAUUCAAGCUUGUUAGUUGAGAGCCGUAGUGUAGCUUGUGAUUGAAAAGGCUUGGAUCUGCAACUUUAGUACAAAUUUAUUUAUUAUUGUUUCUAAUUAGUUUAAUCCAUGAAUGAUAAGAGAUACUUUAUCCAUUCCAUCCAGUUCCAACUAUUUCGCCACCGUCCAAAUUUCUGCUUGUUUAUGUUUGAAGCACAGUUCCUCGGAUAUGUUUUAAUAAUAAGAUUCUGAUAAACACAAGUUAUGAGUGUUUCUUGUUUACAUUUCUGUAUUCACGACCCAAAGAAUUAAUGGUUUCCCACUUUAGUGAAGUAAAAUAUUUACACCAGCAUCGAUAUUUUUCACAAUAUUUUCCUUCUGCUGCCCCUGUUAUCAAUAUGAUUGGUAUCGCUGGUAAGAUUUUAGGAACCGUCUAAACUGAUAUCUAACACAUAACGGAUAAAGCAGAAGAUUAGUUUUAAAAGGAUGCAGACUUAUUGAUUGACAGGAAAUUGUGUUUAAUAAAAACAGCAGCACAUCCGCAGCCAGAGUUUCUCACUCGUAGCAAAAAGUAUCACAGUUAUUUUUGUCAGGAAGGAAAUCCUGCUUAUGCAAAACUGCUGCUUAUCCACAUUAAAUGCGUGCAGUAUUUUUUUUUUCCAUUUAAAGAAGAAAACGAGUUCAUACUUGCAAAUUUAAAUGUAUCAAAAUAAUUUAAGUAAAAAAAAAUUUUUUUUUGCUUGUUUCUAAUUUUAUUGUGAUAAUUUACAGACAAAAUUGGAACUGAAACACACUUAUGUGUAAAGAUUGUCCAAAUGUUUUUCCUAUUUACUGAAAGCCCAUACUUUCAUCAAAAAGUGUUGAAAUGCAACCUCUCUUCUCUGGUUAGAGAAAAUAGCCGGUUAAAAAAAUAAACCCUAGAAAUAAUUUGAGACACUAGGAACAUUUUAGCAAAUGAACUUCAGUUGAACAUAAAAUAAGUGCUUAGAUUCUAAAAUAUGGUGCAACGCCUGGUCAAAUUCAAAGGGCUCAGUGAUUUUAGCAUUGUCAACACUUCUUUCAGCACUCUCCUUAGAGUGUUUCCUCCCACAAAUCUUUUUGGCCGUUGAGUUUUCACUUUGACAAUUCAGGAAGAAUGUCUGGCGAACGAAUAGAAACCGGGCCGAUGCUUUUGAUUUUAGAACACACCCAUAGCGCAAGUACGGUGUGAGCUUGUAUGAUGAAGUGAAGACAUUUUCAUAUUUUUUUGUCAAGUACAGCUAUGAUACAUUACAAGAAGUGCAUUCUUUCAUACCUUCACAUUGGAAAGUGUUCCUAAGCAAAACUGUUUUCAUAUUGAUGACGGGUGCAAAUAUUUUUUAUUAUUAUUUAGUGUUGAAUGUUGAUAGUUAAAGUUUAUAGAUUUUACAUUCGUCUUCUUACCUUAACAUGGUUGCAAAGGAAUGAGGCGUGUUAAAAGUUGAGUUUAGGAAUUUCUGGAAAUGUGUUGUUAGACGAAACUUUGAGUGAGAACUCUGAAUUUAGCACAACAUUAACAUGAAGAAAUGAGAUCACAAAUGCUAGUAAGACCAUUGGACUCUUCCUUUCAAACUCUUUUAAUUUCUGCGUGAUAGGCACUAAAAGAGAAUGACUGGAUAACAGUAAGCAGUCAUAAUAAAAACAUACGCAUCUCAAAAGUACUGACAGGCUGUAGUAGGGCGAUCACGUUUCUCUACGGCUGGCACUGAACGGCCUUUUAUGCUUUGUCUGUAAAACCAAAACCUUAACCGGUGUUUCACGUUUUGCCUUGAAAAUUCAGCACCAAGGGAUUUCUUAAGUUUAGUCUGUGAGGAAAACAAGGAUUAUUUUUACCAUUAAGCACAUUUUUAAGAAAAAAAAAAAAAAAGUAAAACAAACUUGAAUGUGAGUCUUGUUCACAGUAAAUUUUGCUGCCUUGUUGUCCCUGGUGUAAACUCCAAAAAUCAAAGGUUCAGUUUUGCAGGUUUUGCAAGUUCUCGUUCCAUUUUAUAAAAAA
Molecule: messenger RNA, 3434 nt
Organism: Poecilia latipinna (sailfin molly)
Lineage: Eukaryota; Metazoa; Chordata; Actinopteri; Cyprinodontiformes; Poeciliidae
Product: elongation of very long chain fatty acids protein 6-like
Exons: 4
Coding region: 217-1014 (265 amino acids)
Biological process (GO): fatty acid elongation, monounsaturated fatty acid; very long-chain fatty acid biosynthetic process; fatty acid elongation, saturated fatty acid
Cellular component (GO): endoplasmic reticulum; endoplasmic reticulum membrane
Molecular function (GO): fatty acid elongase activity
Source: RefSeq, a predicted model, not a curated record